AUGGACCAUCUCAACGAGUAUCAAGUUGGCCGCCACCCAGUCCAUUAUAUUCCCAACUUUAUUAACGAAGCUGAAGAGACAACCUUACUCAGGAAAAUAGAGUCUACUCCUGCAGGAAAGUGGAGAAUCUUACCGAAUCGCCGGCAAGUAACUCGUGUCAUCCUUCAAGUGUGGGGAGGCGAGAUAUCCAAGUCUGGGACGUUGGUUCCACAAGAAUUGCCUUCGUUUGUCACCGAUUUCCCAAAUUUGAUUGAAAAACUUCGAAAAACUGGCGCUUUUUCGGAGACAUCUCAAGGCACCGUCAACCACAUCAUAUUAAACGAGUACCUUCCAGGGCAAGGAAUAACACCUCAUCAGGACGGGCCGGCCUAUCAUCCUGUAGUCGCAACCCUGACAUUGGGUUCUCAUGCAGUUAUGGAGUAUUAUCAAUACCUGGAACCUUCUCAAGAAGAUGCCCCCGAUCCCUCUGUAAAAACAAGUGGGGGGAAUGCUGGGAAAGUGAUCGACCCAGCACCCAUUCUUCGUUUGCUCCUCGAACCGCGCAGCCUAGUUGUUACUCACGGAGUUUUAUACACACAUCACCUACAUGGUAUUUCGGGUGCACACAGUGAUGUAUUUGCCUCUUCCCAUGAAGACAUAGGCAAACUUAAAGCAAAGUAUUUAGGAGAAGAAAGAAAUGUGGAGGUGCUUUCCGUAGGAGACAUUAUGAAUAGGGAAACGCUAGGAUCUCGAGAUUUAUGUGAUCGUUUUACUCAGCUUGCGAAUCAGGCCGACCAAGAAAGCCGGCUUGCACAUAUUCAUCUGGAGAGACGGACAAGGGCCAGUUUGACAUGUCGGGUGGUUGAGAAGACGUCCAAGGCUGCUGGAAAAUUACUACGACUAAAGUAA
This is a messenger RNA of Rhizoctonia solani, 888 nucleotides long. RefSeq names its product 2OG-Fe(II) oxygenase family protein. The record is from RefSeq and is a predicted model, not a curated record. The transcript is spliced from 6 exons. Bases 1 to 888 code for a protein of 295 amino acids. NCBI's taxonomy places the organism in Eukaryota, Fungi, Basidiomycota, Agaricomycetes, Cantharellales, Ceratobasidiaceae.